CCAAGGGUUACAAACAUUGAAUGCUCCGGCGUAUUUUACGGCCAAUUAUUUUCAAUGAUUUACAGUUAAGCCGAUUGCUUUUCAUGUUGAAUGGUCGAGAUACAGUAAACAAAUUACCGGUGAGGGCGGGGAACAUGAAAAAUGUGAGAUGUAUGAGCUGUGUCCUUAAUACGGCUGCGUAUUGUAUCAGCUGAUCGUGAUUGUUGACCAUCUUCGUUGCAGCGGAGAUUAUGAAAUUUUUGGCGGGAAGCAAUUAUUAUUAUUUCUCCUCGGCUGUGGCUGCACAUAACCAGGCUGUGCGAAGUGAAUAAGAAACACGGCUUUGACUGUCGUUGAGAGGAUUCCUCAGGGCUUGCAGUUAUUCAGAUACAUUAUUGUGAGAGGAAUGGUGGAAAGUCAAGAUGGAGGACCGCCUAAACCAGAUGAAUGCCGUCAUGCAGUCAAUGCAGAAAACAUUGGAAUGCAAUAUAUGCUUAGACCUGUUAAACCAACCUCUCACUACCAAGUGUGGUCAUUCAUUCUGUACUGAUUGCAUUCACCAAGUGGUUAAAAAUUCACGCAAUGCAGCCCAGUGCCCUCUUUGUUUGCGUCAUGUUACACGACGUUCGUUAGGGCACAAUAGAAAGAUUAUUGAAUUAGUGGCAGCUGUGAGGGAUAUUAUAGCCAGCAUUAAGAGGGACUGCUGUUUUGAAGUCACCCCAUCAAAAUACAGACCAAGAAGGCAGCCAGUGAUACCUUGUGAGGAAGAUGACUCAGAAAAUGAAGAGAAUGAUGAACCCAGGCGUGGGAUGAGAAAAAGAGCAGUAACAAGCCACUACAAUCCAGAAGUUUAUGUCCCUAAACCAAGGGCUAAACCUGCUAAACAGAGAAUUUUAGCCUCCAGUAGUGGUGAAGAGUUAAACCUUUGUAUAGAUGGCAAAACUGAAAUGACAGCUGUUAAUGCAGCACCAUUGCAUGGAGAGACAACCCUUCAUAGUUACAUAACCCAAGAGCAUUCUUAUUCAUCUCCUACUAAACAGGAACCACAUGAAAGGUCAGCACAGAUUAAAGGAAGUCAGCCUGGUAAAUCUAAAGGGAAAGUUGCAUCAAGAGGGAAAUCAAGAUCUCUGGCUGUGAAAUCAGGAAAAGUUGUAACCAAACCAAUUCACACUUACAUGAAUAAGGUUAACGAUGAUGAUCACAUUUCUGCAAGUCAGCAAGCUGACAAUAAAAUGGACUUCAAUGAAGCAGUCUUGAAUGGUGGAGAAGGAACAUCAGCUUCCCUAGGGUGUAAAUUAGAUCAUGAAACAAGCACUGACAAAGUCGAGAAAUGGCUCAAUAACAGUAGGGAAGUGGGUUUUCGUAUUGGUCUUAAGCAGUCCUCUGAUUCCAUGUUUGUUCCUAGUUCUGAAGGUUCGCAGUCCCUUCAUGUAAUUGAAGACCAGAAGGCUGUGAAAUCAUCAGCAGCAUUAUCAUUAUCAUCCUUAAAAGUGCUAGAUGGCACAAGUAGCUCAGAUAGCAAAGUAAUUAAAGGUAAAGCUCCUUGUGAUAUACAUGUUGGUGCAUCUGACUCUGCAAAUGAUAGUGGGCACACUUCAUCACAUUCCAAAAUGCCUAAAUUUUUUAAAUCAAAAGGAAAAAACAUAUUUGAUGCAGAUGACAAAGACUUUGAUAAAAAUGACUUUCAGAAAUUUGAUGUUGAUGAUAUAGAAACAGUAAUAUUUGAAACAAGAAAUCAAUUUAAAGGGACACCUGAUGACCCUUAUAAGUUUAUUCCAAGCCAGAAAACUCCAAAACAGAAAGUACAGUCAAAGAGAGGAAGAGUUACAAGGUUUAAAGCUCGGGGAAGUUUGAAUAUUACCAGAGGAAGAAUGAGGGUGCGUGGUCAGGGUACUAGAGCUUCGGUGCCAGGGGUUAUGGAAGAUCGUAGGGAUUCAGUAGCUGACUUUGGUUUGCAGAGUAGUACUGUUUCACAUACUCAAAGUACACCUGCUGUCAAGGGAAAGAAUCCUGUACAGGAGUUGAAUGUCAGUAUUAUAAAAAAACCUGAUGUUACAAUAAAUCAGAAAGGUCCACGUGAAUCUACAAUUGUUUGUACAAGAGACGAUGAUGAUGAUGAUGACUAUUAUGGUAUACCAGAUAGUUGCCCUGUCAAUACCAAGGAUGAAUUUGAUGAAAUGGUUAGUGAUGUUAAAGAGAAAACUUUAAGUAUUAGAGAGGAAAAUGAUCCCACUAAUCUUCAGAAUGAUGAGGAGGAAGAGAACCUGUUAUUUAUCACUCCUGCCCAAGGAACAGGGGAUUCUGAAGCCAAGGAUGGUGCUUUACCAGAUGUAGGUAAAGCGGAAUGUUUAGCUGAGAGCAUGCAGAUGAAAGAAGGUACAAAACGCAAUAAAUCUAAAAUUACUGAAAGUAAGAAAACCAUAGUGGCAAAUAAGAGCAGUAAACUAUCAAAGUCGAAGAAGGAAAGUUCAGAUUCUGAAAGCAGUAACCAUAGCAACAAGAGCAAUGUUGCUCAAAAAAUGUCCAAAGCUGUGAAAGCCAGAGAGGAAAUAGAAGCUAUUAAGGCCCUGUUUGAUGAAGUUGAUGAACAUCAGCUAAGCACAGUGUCAAUUGAUGAAGAUGAAAAACAAAGAAAAAUUAAAGACACAGCAAAAGAUCAUAAGCUGAGGCAAGAUAUAUCUUGGCAUAAUCAAACUUUAGAAAAUACUGAAUUGAAUAAGACAAUAACAGAGAAAAAAACUGUACCCAUGCCUCCGCCAAAAGCCCCCUUACGAAGUAGAAAAGUCAAAUUCCUCCCUGAUUUGUCAAAAACGCAUCCAGUUCCAAGUACUUCUCAUGGAAAUGAAUUAUCUACUUCAUCUAAAUCUGUCACAUCUGCAUCAGCAUGUGUUGCCAAAUCCUCAAGAGGUAGAGGCUUAAAUAAGCCUUCAGUUAAGACAAAUGUUCGCUAUGGUUCUGAAGCAAAGCAGAAGAUCUUGGAGCCAAAUAAGAUUCAAGCUGUUUCCAUAAACAUUAAGGACACAAAAUCCCCUGGGUGGUCACAUGUCACAGGAGCCCAGAAGGAUCUCAAAACACGUCAUACUAGCCUCAAUAUAACUGGGGGAGAGCAGCGGAAUGAAAGUGAUACAAAAUCUGAAAGUGUGACACACAAUCACACUUCUUAUAUCCCUAGUUCAUUGGAGACCAAUUUAAUAAUUGAUGAUCAGACUCAAGAAAAUGACAUAGAACAUUUACAGUCAUCUCAGAGUAAAGUUGAACGUGCUAAAAAACUGAAGCGUAUAGUACAACAACUGAGGGAAACUGAGGGUGAUAGGGCAGAGGUACCCAAACUGUGUGAAGACAAAAUUCCAGAAUCCAUCCAGGAACAAGUGCUGGAUCAGCAGAAUGAUGUUGACAAAGAGGAAAGUGUUGAGAAGAUACUUGUAAAAGAAAGAGAAAUUGAACAGGAAUCACAAGUUGGAAAGUCCUCAGCAAAUUACCCAACAGAAACAGAACCGUUUGAGUGCUCUGACUUACCCAUUGAUCCUCCAGAUCUAACACCAUCUUGUAUUACCAGUAUUGGUAAUACCCAACCAAAGAAAAGGAAAGCAGAUGAUGCUUCUUCAGAAGACAUUCAAAGCAGACAAACAAAGAAGCCUUCAAAGUUGGCUAGGAAAACAUUUGAUCUUAGGGGAAAAAGAGACAAUGGCAAAGAUGUGGAAAAACAUGUGAAAACAGCUAAAAAUGGAGCAUUGGGAUCAGCUAGAAUUUCAGCAAAUUUGCCUCAUAAAGAUAGAGAAAUAUUAGUAACUGAAUCUCCACUUUGUGCAGCAAACCCUCUUCAGAAAGAGAAAGCAUUAGGAACAACAUCUAAGCCUUGUGAUGAUAGUCAAGCAACCUCCAUUAAAGAUGUAACUAAACCAGCUUCAAGUGCUCCUUCAGAAUUUCAGAUUUCCCCAGCAGUUAGUGUUUCUUUAGAGGUACAACAAUCUGCAGCAGUCAAUGCCCCUUCCAGUUUUCGGCCUUCACCACUGUAUCCAGAUACUUUUCCAGAAAAACCACGACUUCCUCAUCAUACCAUAAGCCCCAGCAUGGCUUCAACAUCUCGAGCAAGUCUUCCAGAGGAAGUAAUUUUAGAUUCUGCCUCAACCUCAACAUCAUCUCUGGGUAUUCAAAGUUUCACUUCUCAUGUAAUCCCUUUCAAAAAAGUUGGAGCUUUAAGCACAAAAAGAUGUGUCACAGCAUCAGAAGAGGCUGCAAAACUUGAGUCAUGUGGUAGUUUUGUUAAGGAUCUGUGUCUUCAUUCUGUCCCAUGUGAAGUGUAUCAAGUUCUUAUGAAGUACAUGAAUUUAUUGUUGACAGAAAAGGAGCGUCACAGUGAAUGCUGCAGUGGUAAGGUUGAGUUGUCUGGGAGAACUUGUUCUUUAGGAUCUCAAGAACUGCCUAAAAUGGGUUCUCAUGAAAAACAAGUGAUGGUCAAAGAGGAUGUGAAUGUUAUGACUGAGAAAGGUGAUGAUGAAAAUAAUUCAGGGUGUGUAAAUAAUCAUCCAUAUGAUAGUGAAGUACCAAACAGUUGUGAUACAGAGGAAUUAGAAAUGGCAAUUCCAUUACCAGUGUCAGGUAUUGCCACUCGUUCAGCACGAGACAGGGGAAAGAGUAAUAUCAUAAGACAUUCUUUUGUAAAAGAGACGAGAGAGAAAAAGGAAUUGAAUGAAAAGAUAGGUAGCAAGUCAUUUUCUGCUACUGAUUCAUUGAAACCAAAGAGCACUGGUAGAGAUAAGGAAAAUGUGACUAAUAACAGAAGGAGUACAAGAGACUCGCAAUCAAGUCAGCCCACACUAAAAGUUAGUCAGAGCAAAGAAGAUAAGUCUGGUUGUCAUAAAGAAACUAGCCAGGAUGAAAAAGAGGUAGUAGAUCAGUGUGAAGCAGAAUGGGGACAAUUUGAAGAAGCAAGUGAACUUAUGAAAACAGAUGAACCUGAUAACAAUUGUAUAUCAGAAAUUUCUAGUAGCAUUGGUAAUAAAAGUGUUAAGCCAUCAAGUAGUACAAAAACCUCUUCCCAAGAUAGUGAGAAAUGUAUAGAAAAAGAAUUUGAUCAAGUAGAAGAUUGUGUACCUUCCAGCUGUGAAAUUGAUUGUAGUCAGCAAUCAACAAGUCUCUUAUCUGCAACUGAUCUGAACAGCGUGAAAUAUAAUCAUGUUUCAAAAAUUGAAGAAAAGUUACAAAAGCAAAAUCCAAAGAAUAAAGAAAGAAGUGCAUCUCUCAAAAUUAAUGCUGAUGUUGUAGAUAUAGAAAAAGAAAAUUUAAAAAAUAGGAGCAACUUGCAGUUAGCUAUAAACAGACCCAAAAGGAGACCUCUGCAAUCUGGGCUUCCUGAUCUUCAAAACAUUAUGUCACAAGGUUUCAGAGAUGCUAAGAGUCCAGUAAAUGAGAAAAUUGAAACAUCUCAGCUUGGACAGUUGUCACAGACAGGUUCAAAACUCUUAUCACAAAGACCCAGCAGUACCAAGUGUUUAGUUGUAAAUGAUGUAAAUAGUUCAGGUAGAUCAACAAGGGGAAAUGCUCCACUUGAUAAUAAGUCUUCUAAUUCCUUAGAAGACAGAGAAUUGAUUGCAAGUGGAAGUGCUUUAGAAGAUGAUGAUAAUUCUACACAGCGGAAAUUUAAAAGAAUUAAGAGGCCCGUGAGUAGCUCAAGCUCAGAAGAUAGUGACUCUGAAAAUAUUACAGUAACACGUAAGAGAAAACUAAAAGUUGUCUCAAGUGGUAGCGACAGGUCAUUUUCAGGUAAAAAAGCAAAAAUUGAUAGAAAGGGAGAAAAACAGGAAGGGCAACAUAUCCUUGAUUCUGAGGAAAUGACAGUCAUGGAAAGAUUUGAUCAAAAUGUAUGGGAAUAUUUUGGACACCCUGACAUGGACUUAAUGGAGGGUAAAGAAAAAGGUCAAGAGUCACCAAUAACCAUAGAAGAUGCAUCACAAUCAGAUAAACAUGUUGACCAACUUAUUCCAUCUGAUGAAGAUAUUCCUAAUACUGAUGAUGUAAUGAGAAAUGUUGAAGCAGAUCUGGCCUUGAUUAAAAAAAUGCGCGAGAAUAAAAAUGAUUCUCAAAUAACAGUUGACUUAUCCUCUCAGGUAUCUGAUCAUUCCUCAUUAAAUGUUCCAUCUCUGUCUGUGAAUACAAAGAGCUUAUUAAACAAAGCAGAUGGGAAUCUUUCAGUCGCAGAAAAUCUUUUGGACUCUGAAGAUGCCUUGUUACAGGAUUUCUGCACCCCUGUUGUUAAAGGAAAAAAAAUUUCUGUUAAAGCCACAUUAAAUAAUGUGGAGAGGCCCAGCAAGUCUUUUAGUACCAGUACAGUAACCAAAGCAGGAUUUGACGCGCAAGUAAUAGGAGAGUCAGAUGAAGAAAGUGAAGGGGAUUUGGAUAAUGUCAGUCAUGGCAGUGCACAUUCAUCGCAGAGUGAGGCAAUAAGCACUCAGAAACACAAACAAGUUCAGAGUGAGGUUGAGGUCUUAAAAGCACGAGUACGAGAAUUGGAAGCUGAAAUGAAAAAGAAAUCCAAUGAAAAGCAAAUUUCAGAUAAAAAUUCAAAAGGAUCAGAACAGCCAGUUAACCACAAGGAGACUAAGGAUGACAAAGGUCAUGAAUCUGAGGAAGAAUUGUUCUCAAGUCUUCCAGAUUUUAACCCCUCAACAGAGCCAUCUUUACCUCUAACUAAUAAACCCAGCAGUUCAGUUAGUUCCAGAUCCACUGGAAAGGCUGUAUGUCCACCUGUCCGGGAAGCUUAUCAUCUAGUUUGUACAGGUCUCAAUUCAAAUGAAAUGUUGAAAGUAGAUGAAUUUAUCAAGAGAGUAGCUACUGCUGGAUCAUCGUUAAAGAAAUCAUGGGCAUCUAAUGUCACACACGUGAUUGUUAAAACUGAUAAAGAUAUGCUUGCUCAGCGAACUCUCAAGUACCUUUAUGGUGUGGCAGCUGGAUGUUGGGUCAUUUCAUUACAGUGGGUGUUUGACUCGCUUUCUCUCAACAAAGUUUUACCAGAGAUUGAUUAUGAAGUAUUAGAUUGCACUGGAGCUCCUGGACCACGUCGGAGUCGAACGUACUUUAAACCUAUUUUUGAAAAUUAUGAGUUUUUCCUUAAACCUCCCUUUCUUGAAGUCUCUGUUGACCAACUCAAGGAUCUACUUGAACUUUGUGGUGCAAGAAUCAUAAAGUCUCCAGGAGAAUUCAGUCAGAACAAAAACGUAAUGAAGUUAAUUAUUGUCCAGACAGAUACUAAACAUGAUGUCCAAAGUUAUUUAACAAAAUAUCAGAAAGUUACCCUGGGACAUGACUGGAUCAUCGAAUGUGUUGGAAUGCAUUCUCAUGUCUGCAUUACCCCAUUUGUGGUAGGAAACCCACGCAAGCACCACUUUGCAUCUUCUGGAAUUCCAGCAGCACUCUUGGAAGAAAGUCAGGAGUUAUCAUGUUCACAGGUACUUUAAUGAUAUCUGUGAUAAGGAGCAUAAAUAAAUAAUUGCCUUAAUAGUGAGUUCUUGUGAUACUAACAGUGGCAAAAGCUUUAGUCGUAUUUUUGCUUUUGUAUUUAUAGCCUGAUAUGGAAGGCUGGAAACAGUGCAAGUCAAAAUUUAGUCUUUUGAUACACUAUACAAUAGGACUGUACUAUUUAUUUAAGUUUUGAAGAUAUAAUCAGUGAAAUUAAGCCUUAUUUUAAAAGGUGAAGGUGCAGAUAGUUAUAUAUAUAUAGGGAGCAUAUCAGUGGAAGUAAGGCUGAAGAAUCCAUAGUGCUUGAAAAAGGAUACAAGGAUACCCUUCUUACAACUGCAUAGGCAGCAGAUAUUCAUAUUGUUUUGUGUACAUGUUGUAAAUAAUGGCAAAAUUAUUUAUAGAUAUUUUAACCCUGUGUAUUGAAGAAUUUACUGUAUUCCUUGUAAGUGUGAAGUUCAGAUGUAUACGGUAAAAGUUACUCAUUUCUUUAGUUAUUGAUGUGUAGUAUGUGAUUUUCAUUUUAUAUUCAUACUUUAUAAGGAAUAUUCUUACUUCUUUCUUUCCUUUUGCUUGUACAUCUGUUCUGUCUUUGAUAAGGAAAAAUAUAUUUUGGUGUGUUUGCACAAUAUUGUGUUUUGAAAAUGAGAGAGAAGGCU
Macrobrachium nipponense is the source of this 8093-nucleotide messenger RNA. RefSeq names its product breast cancer type 1 susceptibility protein homolog. The record is from RefSeq and is a predicted model, not a curated record. The transcript is spliced from 14 exons. Gene Ontology annotation, molecular function: ubiquitin protein ligase activity; single-stranded DNA binding. The coding region runs from base 402 to 7433 and encodes 2343 amino acids. Gene Ontology annotation, biological process: negative regulation of fatty acid biosynthetic process; protein monoubiquitination; DNA damage tolerance. NCBI's taxonomy places the organism in Eukaryota, Metazoa, Arthropoda, Malacostraca, Decapoda, Palaemonidae. Gene Ontology annotation, cellular component: BRCA1-BARD1 complex; plasma membrane; BRCA1-A complex.